Messenger RNA from Photinus pyralis (common eastern firefly), 2338 nucleotides. RefSeq names its product insulin-like growth factor-binding protein complex acid labile subunit. Gene Ontology annotation, molecular function: protein binding. The record is from RefSeq and is a predicted model, not a curated record. Bases 850 to 2304 code for a protein of 484 amino acids. Lineage: Eukaryota; Metazoa; Arthropoda; Insecta; Coleoptera; Lampyridae. The transcript has a single exon.
AAUCAAAACAAUUCUUACAAUCCUAGCUAAACUGUAAAAAUAUCCCUGCUAGCCAGAUAAUUAAAUUUAUCUUCGAAAGCAAACAAGCAAAUGUAAACGCACAAAAUUAUACGCGAAUCAGUCUGUUCCACUGAUAACGAAAAUAAAUAAAUAAAUAAAUUAGUACCUUAUCGCCUUUGAAUUCUUUAACGUAAAUUGUCGCCGGUUCGGGUUUCAACAUCCGAUUUUCGUUCAAAUAACCCCAAGCCUCAUUUAAAAACAAAUCUAAACAUUUCAAAAAAACCAAUCACGAGCAUAAAAGAAAAACGCAGCACGUUUUUUUAAAAAACAAUGUACGUCUUCUGUGACGAUCCAUUAACAAUUGGAAAACUUUCGAUUUAUGGUGAAAUUCACUUCUUAAAAUCUCAGAGUGAAUUUUUCGCGAUAUGCGCUUUGGUUAAUUCCGUAACACUGUUUUUUGUGAUGAGUUAAUUCGAUAGAAAGAACACGAAGACGAAAUCAGGUAAACAAAUAAGGACCCUUAGAAGAUGGUAAUCAGAGAAAAUGGGAAAAACAUAAUAAGUGAGAUAGCGCAUUAUUAUUUUCCGUUACUAUGUUAAAUGAAACUAUAAAUCGUCAAUUAUCAGCAACUUCCUCAAUGAUGUCCCAGAAUGACGACGGUACAAUAAUUUAUCUGCACGCACUUGAGAUAAACGCGUGAUGCAAAUUGUUGUAUACUUCCUGGUUCUAAUUUUUACAACUAGAAGGAGAUCCUUGCAAAAGUGCCUACUCUACGCCUGGCUUACGUACGCUUUUGCUUUCUUUUUGCUUAUUUUCAAACACUAAAGCCGACUUCCUUCCUGUUUCUAGAUGCGUUCACUUUUGGCGAUAUUGUUUUUAUGCGUAUGUGGAUCUAAGGCCGCUGCACCGUCGUGCUCGUACGAAGGUCGUGGCACACUCUCGUCGACGUGUUACAAUGCGAACGCGGCUUACUUCCGUAAGACGACCUACAGGUUUGACAACCUGGACGAAACGGUCCGAUGCGUCAACUGCACUCUGCAAAUAAUCGAGGGCGGCACGUUCGAUCUCUCAGGCAACCAAAUUAAAAAUUUGAUACUGAACAACGCCCAAAUCACCGUCCUCAAACCGAAAUCGUUCAUCGGCCUCGUCUUCCUCCGCGUACUCGUCCUGAGCGACAACAACAUCGUGUCCGUUCCCCCGGAAACGUUCCAAGGUAUUGCCAAGGUCGAGGUACUCGAUAUGGAGCGCAACAGCCUGACAUCCCUCAAAGCCAACGGAUUUAAGGAGCUUACCAACCUACGUAAACUUAACCUGAAAGACAAUCGCAUCAAGGAGAUCGAAAACGGCUCCUUCACGGGCCUGGGGUUGCUAGACGAGCUGAACCUCGCCAACAACGACAUCUUUGACUUGUCGGCGAUCUUCACGGGACUCGAGAACAUUGCCCUGGUGAACUUGGAAGGAAAUAAAAUCGCGACCAUCACCUCGGGCGACCUGCCACUCCUGAGAAAGCUGAGCCAAUUAAACUUGGCGGGGAACUCGCUGAAGAAACUCAGGGCGAACGAUUUUCUCCCACUUCCCCGUCUCGAGACGCUCAACAUCUCGUCGAACCCGAUCGACGCAAUCGAAAUGGGCGCGUUCCGAGGUUUGGGAGCGCUCGAGAGCCUCGACCUGAGCAACUGCAUGAUCGCGAGCAUCCAACGGGGUUUGCUGUCGGCCCUGCACGAGCUGCGACUGCUGGAUCUGUCGCACAAUCGCCUGGAGAUCUUUCAAACCGGAGUCUUCUCGGGCAUACCGGAACUGAGGAGGCUGAACAUGUCGCACAACAAAAUCGCGAGCUACGAGAAGACAGGGAUAUUUCCGUUGCAUAGUCUGCACAUUCUGGAUCUGUCUAGUAACAGUCUGGAGGAUUUGGACUACAAGCUGCUCGUCCACCAUCUCCCGUCUCUGUCGCAUAUCGCCUUGGAGAAUAACCCCUGGCCCUGCUACCUGAAGAAGGAGAUGGAGGAGCUGUUCGUGCACGAUAAUCUCGUUUUCGAUUUGGGGAAGGUGGAGGUGUGCAACGACACGAGACCGAAGAUUAGCGAGCCUAUCGUCAAGGAACCGAUAACAAUGGACGAGGCGAAGCCGAACUCUACCGGCCACGAUUACGCCCUCUACGUGCUCGUGAGCUUUGGAUUUAUCGCGAUUGUCGCUCUGUUCGUGUUGCACAUGCGCACUAAGCGCGACAUUGAGAGACUCGUGGGAAAGUAUAACGUCUCGGAAACGCAUCUCAUAUCGCACACCACAGAGGAAAAUAAUUACUAAUGUAUGUGUUUGGAAAUAAAUCUUGUUUACCUUU